GUUGUUCUUAUCUUUGCUGUUUAACUUUUCAAUCCUUAUAGGGAUAGUCGUCUCAAGUCUUGAAAUUUUUGAGGUGGGUCUCGCGGUUUGAGCUUGCCCGAUCAUUUGGGUCAUCAGCGAAGGGCGACGGGCGAUUGGGUUCGAUCUGUCAGGACUCUGAUUGGACCGAUAAGUUUUGGGGUUCAUGUUGGUCGGAAGAAAGGUGUUUGAAGGUGAGCUUCUAUCUCGACGCGAUAACGAAUUGUUAAUUUAUAAUUCAGUUGCAAGAAAAUGGGUUCGGAAGGGCCUCCAGCUGUGACAAUUCACAUAACUGGUUUUAAGAAGUUCCAUGGGGUUCCUGAGAACCCAACAGAGACAAUUGUGAGCAAUCUAAGAGAGUAUAUGAAUAAAAGGGGUAUGCCAAAAGGAUUGACUCUUGGAAGUUGCAGCAUUCUCGAGACAGCUGGACAGGGGGCAGUGGCUCCUCUCUAUAAGAUUUUACAAUCGGCCUUAGAGGAAAAUGAUUCCGAACUAACAAAUUCGAGACGAGUUAUCUUGGUACAUUUUGGGGUCAAUAGUGGUGCCACAAAAUUUGCUAUUGAGCAUCAAGCUGUCAAUGAAGCUACUUUUCGCUGUCCGGAUGAGAUGGGAUGGAAGCCUCAGAAAGUCCCCAUUAUCCCUGCAGACGGUGAUAUUUCUCAAACACGUGAGACCUCUCUACCCAUUCAGGAGAUAGCAAAGGCCCUGUCAAGGAAGGGUUAUGACUUCAUGAUUUCCGAUGAUGCCGGUAGAUUUGUGUGCAACUACAUCUAUUAUCAUUCCCUUCGCUUUGCAGAGGAAAACAGAAUCAAAUCCCUCUUUGUCCAUGUGCCUCUCUUCUUCACCGUAGAUGAGGAGACCCAAAUGCAAUUUGCUGCCUCCUUGCUGGAGGCUCUUGCUGCUUUUGGUUAGCAGUUGCUUUAGAACAUCCACCCAUUUUAUUUUGGUUUGCCAUCAGUGUGAAGGUGGAUGGGUGUAAAGAAGGAAUGUUUAUGCACAGUCGGUUCAUGCAGAAUGGAAAAACCGAAAAAAAAAAAAAAAAAGUUAUUGUGGGACGCCAUUCUCGCUUGUUUGUUCACGCAGAACAGAAAAACCAAAAAAAAAAAAAGUUAUUGUGGGACGGUGUUUGUUUGCCUUGAUGUUUGUCGGAAGGGUUUCGAUCACUUCCAAAUGUAAGUGAUCUUUGUGUGGGGAUGUCAAUAAAGGCCUGAUUUGCUUGCAUCUGAA
Messenger RNA from Rhodamnia argentea, 1245 nucleotides. RefSeq names its product pyrrolidone-carboxylate peptidase. The transcript is spliced from 5 exons. Lineage: Eukaryota; Viridiplantae; Streptophyta; Magnoliopsida; Myrtales; Myrtaceae. Gene Ontology annotation, biological process: proteolysis. The coding region runs from base 271 to 930 and encodes 219 amino acids. The record is from RefSeq and is a predicted model, not a curated record. Gene Ontology annotation, cellular component: cytosol. Gene Ontology annotation, molecular function: pyroglutamyl-peptidase activity.